Molecule: messenger RNA, 2455 nt
Organism: Bolinopsis microptera
Lineage: Eukaryota; Metazoa; Ctenophora; Tentaculata; Lobata; Bolinopsidae
Exons: 13
Coding region: 176-1927 (583 amino acids)
Biological process (GO): negative regulation of gene expression, epigenetic
Cellular component (GO): nucleoplasm
Source: RefSeq, a predicted model, not a curated record
GAAGCCUGAUGACACUCCCGGUAAAUCUUUCGUUAUUCCCAAGAAAGCGCGUUCUGUCGCCCACCAGUUCACCUCCAAAUUGGAAAAAGGAACCAGAGAUUGGGACAACAUUGCUGGGAUUCUGAAACACAGUUGCCGUGUAACUCGGAAUAUUGAUAGGUUUAUUUUAGAAAACAUGUGGUUGAUCAACAACGAGAAGCUCACUAGCCAAUAUAACCAGAAAAAACAAGACAUGAAAGACCAAGGACGAACACAGCAGGAACUGAAGGAGCUAUUCGCAUUUAACCUGUGCUCAGAUUUCCGACUAGCAACUAAUUUUUGUAAAUAUGGAAUGAAGGCUGGCAACGCCUUCAGUGGAAAUCAUCUGGGGGACUGUAAUAUGGGCGUUUAUUUCUACAGAUUUAUAGAUACGAUGAAGAAGUACAUUGGAUGGAUGAACAAAGAAUUUACUGGGUUUCUGGUGAUAUACAAAUUAAUGAGGGGCCGUGUAAAAAAUGUUACAGUACACAAGGAAACAGACUCAAUAUUGGAACCGGAUCCAAACUACGAUUGCCACACUUCCAAGUAUACGCUGUCACAGUUUCACACGAUGAGAUACGCAGAUGCCUACAUCUCUGGUCGGUACUAUGUCUACGAGUUUGAUGAUAACCUAGAGAUAGUAGGAAUUCCUCGGCAGGUGGUCCCGUACGCUAUUGUUGAGUUCCGCACUAAACCAGAUGAGAAUCAGAAGGAGAGGAACCAUCAGCCGGUCAUGAGAUCUAUUUCAGAGCUUCCCUCUUCCAAGACGCCUAAAGAAAAUCUGGAAGUAAUAAUAGACGGAGUACCUUUAGAUGCUCCUUUACCUGCCCCAGAACCAGAGAUAGCAGCUAAAGCCGGUCUCCUCCCCACUCCCACUUCUGUUACACCAGCCCUCCUGCCUACUCCUGAUGAUCCUGAGAAAAAGAUAUCAGAGAAAUUGGAUAACUUGCCUGCCAGACCUGACAAACCGUGGACAAAUCCUGGGGAUAGAACUCGCAGAGCCAGUAGCACUCACCAGUUCAACGCUGAUCUCAAGUCAGAACUAUUGGAAAUGCAGGAGAAAAACCUGAUAUGGUACCCGAUAAUAACCCAGAACAGCAACCAUUGGUACACCCCUAGUAUCACCCCUGAAGCACUUCAUAAGGUGAUGUCGUGUUAUGCCCGAAAGAAGAAAGAGAAACUACAUGAAACAUUCGUGUCCCUCAAGAUCAACUCCCGCGAUCACUAUUAUCCAUGUAACUUCCUCCAGCCUAUUAAGUUUGAUAACCUUGGGCUCCGUCAAAAGGACAUAUUACCCCAGAAUAUUUAUCAUGAAGUUAAGGAAACAGUGGAGAUUUACAACAUUAGGAAACAGCCAACUUAUAUUGGGAAGAUUUCUGCUAGGGGGAACUUUAUUGUCAAGAGUACACUUGUAUCAAGAGGAAAAUUUCUGAGCCAGGUGGAACUGGCAAUUCACUGCAACAUAAAGCUGCCCCCAAUAAACACGGUGAUAGACCUCACUAAAAACAUGUCCAUCAAAUAUGCACAAACGAUAUACAAGAAGAUGAAGUUUUCGACCCCUCCUGUAUUCAACGUUAACGACAGACCUAUCCGGAUGAAUGGACAAAUAAUCGUGUACAGCGAGCUGCGGCCUAUUAAUGAUAUCUACGACAACUGUUCUCAUCUCCAAACCUUCUUGUAUGCUAAACAUCUGAUUGCAGUCGCAGAAACACCCGACUGCGUGAUAAUGAUAACACCCAACUCUCCCCUGACACGUGAAUGGGGGGUGACGUGCAGGAAGCACCCAAUGCAGCUUCACGCUCUGAUAUCCUGGAAGGAUGCCUUCUUUAAAUCAGCUACCAGUAACAGUAACAGUUAUCAUAAAGAACAGGGUCUGAUUAAUCAGAGGAUUUCUGAUCUAGUGGGGUAGAAUAAAAGAUGUCUUGACUCUGUGGAAUUACGUUAACAAAGUCAAGAUGACACGUGAUACUCACGUAGUCAGUAACAAAUCUACACAGUAAGACGGUGAUCAUUAUUCAGAAUUUAUUUAAAGGUACCACUAUUUUAAUAAGAACCGAGAUGUCCCCACUUGCACUUAAUUGGAGCUGAUAACAGAGUAAAAUGACCCCUUUUUUUACAAUGAUGUUGAAAUUCAUAUGUGACAGUUCUGUGCUGUUAAUAUCAGUCUUAAGCAAUGUGACGAGAAUUUGUUUUGUAUCAUAAAGAGGACCAAUUCUCUACAAAUUAUUUUAUCAUUUGAAUGAUGUUAAUUUUAUUUAUAUUUUGAUUUAUAUUUCAUUCAUUUUUAUCUUGCAUUCUGACUGCUUAUACACCUUAUGUUGCAAAAACAACCCUCGAUUUAAAUACAAUUAAAAUAUUAUCAACCAUUAAAUAUUUGCAUGAUAAUUCCACUUAGAAGUUUGCUUUAGAAGAUAAACUUUAAAUUAAACCACCUUAG